Molecule: messenger RNA, 573 nt
Organism: Raphanus sativus (radish)
Lineage: Eukaryota; Viridiplantae; Streptophyta; Magnoliopsida; Brassicales; Brassicaceae
Exons: 1
Coding region: 1-573 (190 amino acids)
Molecular function (GO): RNA-DNA hybrid ribonuclease activity; nucleic acid binding
Source: RefSeq, a predicted model, not a curated record
AUGGCAGAAGCAUAUAACUGGAUGACGGCUCAACUCAUCCCGGCUGCGGAGAAAGAAGUCUUGGAGGAAGAGAACGGCCCAGCAGGAAGAGAAGAACCGCAGGUGUUUACCCACCGACUACGGUGCCAAGUGGAUGCAUCGUGGACUCAUGCGGAAAAGAAGGCGGGACUGGGCUUCGUGCUCCUUCGCGACGAUCACAAGGUUUUGAUCGGAACAAGGAAUGAUGACAACGCCUCCUCACCACUUCAUGCGGAAGCUAAAGGACUGAUAUGGACCAUGGAGAUGAUGAAAGACAAGGGAUAUCACACGAUGCACUUUGAAACUGAUUGCCUGCAACUUCUUAAACUGAUACAAAGAGAAGAAGAAUGGCCUUCCAUGGAGGCGGAAUUAGAAGAAAUCUGGAUUCUCUCUAAAGUGUUCGAUGGUUUUUCUAUAUCGUUUCUACCGCGUGGUAUGAACCACCGUGCGGACUUGCUUGCGAAAGCAGCCCGUACUCGGUCUGAUACUGUUGUUUCUGUUUACGAUGAGACUCCUGUUUGGCUCGCUAAUAUAGCUAGCCCCUUGGAGAGUUAG